AUGCACUGCUUCUCCGCACUGCUGUCCGUGCUUCUGGCCGCCCUCGCGGCUGCCUCCUCGGAUCUUUUUGACAACCAGCUGGGCGACAUCAAUUACUGCAAAAAGCAAUGCCAGCUCACCAUCAAAAACAAAAGCCCUGCUAAAGACUCUAUAAUGAAUGCCUGUCACCGCGGAUGUCGUCUCUACUCCAUCUGCCAGUUCGUCAAUGGCAAUGCAGGCUUCAACACCAGCAAGGACGAGUGUCAGGGAGCAUGUCAGGAGGCUUACAUGAAGCUGCUGGAGCAGGAUGCCUGUAUCACCGGCUGCACUAGUCAGCCUCCUGAGCCGGAGAUCCAGAGGAGGAAGUUGAGGGCCAUGACCCUGCGGCCUAAGGCCCCUUCCGUGAUGGAGGCGGUGUCCAGUUGGUGUAACGACAUCGUGAGCUCGGCCCAGAGCUUCAUCUCCUCCACCUGGACCUUCUACCUGCAGGCCGACGAUGGCAAAGUGGUGGUGUUCCAGAGUCAGCCUGAGAUGGAGUACAGUGUCCCUGAGCUGCAGGCGCCUCGUUCCAACGUGGCCGACAAACCCUGGCCACAGGUCCACUCUCACACCCCGAGGCCUCACGGUCUGAAAGGACAUGACAAGGGCGCGGCUAAAGUAGGAGGAAAAGUGAAGCAUCCAGCGCAGCACUCAGAGGACCCGGCGGCCGAACAUGACUUCCUCGGCUGCAUGUCCAGGCGCUCGGGCCUCCCUCGCUGGAUCCUAGCCGCGUGUCUCUUCCUGUCCAUCAUGGUGAUGCUGUGGCUGAGCUGUGCCAGCCUGGUCACUGCUCCAGAGCAGCACGUCAAGACCCAGCUGAGCAUCAAUGGAGAUAAGGAGUUUCUGGACAACAGCCAGAAGGUCAGCACGUUUCACCUGAGCCCAGUGAUUGCAGUCACUAUGAAACAAUCCGAGGAGACCCAGGAGGCCGGCCCUCUGCCGGUCAAAGUGGAUCUCAACAAAACGUGUGUUUAA
Knipowitschia caucasica is the source of this 993-nucleotide messenger RNA. Lineage: Eukaryota; Metazoa; Chordata; Actinopteri; Gobiiformes; Gobiidae. The record is from the annotation of a GenBank genome assembly.